GUAAAUAGAAAAAUAGGGUUCUUCGUCUAGCUAGGCAAUGGCGGAGCAUCUCUACGCCUUGGAUUUCGACGGUGUGCUAUGCGACAGCUGCGGCGAGGCAUCGAUCGCUGGCCUGGAGGCCGCGAAGCAGCGAUGGCCAGAGCAUUUCAAGCGCGUCGACGCACAGCGCGAGGCCGAGAUUCUCGAGAGAAUGCACACGGUAAGACCAGUGGUGGAGACGGGUGACGAUUUCUUGCUACUCGCUCGUGUGCUGGCCAAAGUCGAAAAUGGAACCUCGAUUGCGUCUCACCUCGACGAGGAGAACAUCCUCGAGUCUUGGACCGAGUCGAUAAAGCGAUCGUUUAUGGAAGAGAUUGGAGAAGCACGCCACAAGCAGGAGCUGGAAGAUCUUCUGGGAAGCGUGAGGGACGCCUGGAUCUCGCGUGAUGUACACGGAUGGCUCAAGGCUAACAGGUUCUAUCCAGGAAUCUCGGAUGCAAUUAAGUUCUCCUCGUCCAAACUGUUUAUCGUUACUACGAAGGAGGCGAGGUUUGUGACAAUGUCACUCAAGGAGCUGGCAGGAGUGGACUUCCCAGAGGAGAAUAUAUAUGGACUGGGAUCCGGUCCUAAGGUGGAGGUAUUGAAGAAACUCCAGAACCGGGCAGAGCACCAAGGAAUGACACUUCAUUUUGUGGAGGACAGGCUUUCAACCUUGUUGAAUGUGAUCGAUGAUCGAGUGUUGAAUAAUUGGAACUUGCACCUUGCUAGCUGGGGUUACAACACUCCCACAGAACGGGAGGAAGCUUCAAAAAAACCGCGCAUCGAAGUACUGGAAUUGGCGGACUUUUGCUCCAAACUGAAAUGACUCGGACCGAUCUCUGUCGUCUACACUGUUUGGGGAAUCGGGCUUGGUGGAGACGACAAAGCUUGCAGCGACUCCAAACUUCGGCUUCUAGCAAACGCAAAGGAUCUAGAUUACGGGGCACGGAACAGGUUAUUUCCAAAGAUACGCAAAACCAGCAGCCUUCAUCAAGCAGCUUAUCAGGGAGGAUUUUUCGCGUCUUUCCAAGAAGCAAAAAUGCAUCUUUGCUGGCUAUGGCCGUGUGUGUGAAGAAGUCAGGGGGGAAGGAUUCCACAGCAGGAGCGUUCACCUGGUAACGUCCAUGAAGCAGCAAUACCUAAUCGCGAUGCCAGCAACUGUCGCUUCGCUCCAAUUGGCUGCUCUCCAUCGACUACGGCCCCGAUUCUUCACGGGAAUCUCUGUCAAAGAGGCAUUUUUUGGUGGCCGGAGAGCACGAAGAGAUGCGGCUCUAGCGGUUCGUGCGACGAAGAAGAGCAGCAGCGGGGACAACAAUGGUUUCAAUGGCAACGGGAAGAAAGUCCCUCGUUUCGGCACGCCAUUUCCAGAUGGAAACUCGGAGAUUGACAGCCCCGUGCCAUGGGACCAACUUCCUAUCAACGAGUUCAACAGCUUACAGGAAUCCCAGUACUUCUCCUGGGCCGUGGAGAGCGUCUGGCUUUACUCGAUGAAGAUUGGUGGGAUUGCUGCGUGCUGCACCGUGUUCUUGGGAUGGCCGGUCGCGUCACUCAGCGUGAGUCCAGAGUCCGACUUGCUCAAGUGCACACUCGGGGCUUUGAGUGGGGGUCUCAUGGGCGCAACGUUAGCAGCGUUACGACUCUACCUUGGCUGGGCACACAUUGGAGACCGUCUGUUCAGUGUUACAGUCGAGUACGAGGAGACUGGGUGGUACGACGGCCAGACUUGGAUCAAACCCCCGGAAGUUUUAGCUCGCGAUCGGCUGGUUGGCGCUUACACGGUGAAGCCAGCUCUCAGCAGGGUGAGAGUGACGCUCAUUGGAUUGGCAGUCUCGCUCUCCAUCUGCGCCGCAUUACUCUUCUCCAUCCCG
Molecule: messenger RNA, 1886 nt
Organism: Selaginella moellendorffii
Lineage: Eukaryota; Viridiplantae; Streptophyta; Lycopodiopsida; Selaginellales; Selaginellaceae
Product: protein CONSERVED IN THE GREEN LINEAGE AND DIATOMS 27, chloroplastic
Exons: 13
Coding region: 38-844 (268 amino acids)
Biological process (GO): SNARE complex assembly
Cellular component (GO): endosome; lytic vacuole
Molecular function (GO): SNARE binding
Source: RefSeq, a predicted model, not a curated record